This is a messenger RNA of Trichoderma harzianum CBS 226.95, 849 nucleotides long. RefSeq lists its product as hypothetical. The record is from RefSeq and is a predicted model, not a curated record. The transcript has a single exon. The coding region runs from base 201 to 563 and encodes 120 amino acids. NCBI's taxonomy places the organism in Eukaryota, Fungi, Ascomycota, Sordariomycetes, Hypocreales, Hypocreaceae.
UCGUUCUAGACGGUGUCAUUUGCUAACUACUCGCAGUAUUUCGAACAUUUCGAGUGAAUCACUCCAGAUAUCCAUCAUCUUGCUUGAUUCUACUGCUAUACUAGCGCUUCACUUUCACCCAUCUCUUCGCGACGCUUAGAUAGCCUGUGCGCAGACCACACCAAAACAUCAACAAAAACACCAAACCUCGAAGAAUCAAGAUGAAGUUCUCCAUGUUCGCCGUCGCCGUUCUGCCGGCUCUUGCUCUCGCUCAGUCAACCACCACUGAGACGUCGACGACCAUCCUCACCAAGACUGUCACUCUCAAGAAGGUCCACACUGUCACUUCUAUUUCCACCACCGCUGCUCACAACACCACCACUGCCGCUGCUACCACCUCAGCCAGCCAUCAGUCUGUCGGCACUGCUGUCAGCUCGACUGCUUUCCACCCUACAACUGUUGCCACCUCUGGCGCCCCCAUCGCUACUGUUACCAAGGGCCCCCAGAACGCUGGCGUUGCUCUUGAGGCUAGCAAGAUCGCUCUGGCUGGUGUUGCCGGCAUGAUCAUGGUCGCUUUCUUGUAAACCCCUGCGGCUUUGCAAUGUAUGGAGUGUGGACAUCUAAAGAGGAUGAUGUGGAUUGCUUCUUGAUCCACUGAAGCCAUCUUGACUUCUUCGCUCGUUUCUUCGUUUUCCUUUGUCAGCUUGAAACAAAAAAUCCAUUCUUCUGUAUGACAAUCUACGAAUAUCUACGACCCGCCGACGACUUGGCAACGUGCUUCCGCUGGAAAGGGACGGGUUCUUUUCGUCCACAAAGGCCUGGCGGUCUAAUUCAUUUCUCAUUUUACCCUUUUUGCCUGUGUUUACGCGC